This is a messenger RNA of Anisakis simplex (herring worm), 345 nucleotides long. Lineage: Eukaryota; Metazoa; Nematoda; Chromadorea; Rhabditida; Anisakidae. The record is from the annotation of a GenBank genome assembly.
AUGAUAGGAUUCAGCAGGAUCUUCACAACCCUCAGCCUAGUGCUGCUAUCGAUCGCACUGAAAGCUGAGGCCUUUAUGGGUGGCUUCGGAGGGCCUUUUGGAGGUGGCUAUGGUGGCCAAUAUGGGGGUUACGGUGGAGGUUAUGGAGGUUACGGUAGUGGAGGUUAUGGAGGUUACGGUGGUGGAGGUUAUGGAGGUUACGGUGGAGGAGGCUACGGAAGUCCGUUUGGAGGCGGUUUUGGUGGUUACGGUGGUUACGGCUAUAUGAACUACUUGGACAAUUACUACAAUUAUUUCCUACCGUCGUAUUAUAGUCAAUUUGGUUAUGGUAAGAAACGAGCUUGA